GAGCGACCACUUCGCACCGCGUCCCGCUCGCUCGCGCGUAAACACGCGAACCCCACGCGUGCGACCGUACUCCGCGAAGUGCCGAAAAACAACCCUUAAGUGUCCAUUAUACCGACUUGUGACGUUGUGCCAGUUUUGUGUUAAAGUGAAAAAUUAUCUUUUAAAUAAUAUAAGUAAAAAUCUCAAAAACCUUAUACAAAUUAUAACGACAACAUACGAGUCGACUCGACACCUGUUCAAAUACGAUUUGUUUAAUUUGAUAGAUUGAAGGUUCGACGUGCCAGUGUCGAGGAAUUCGUUCACGUAUGACGACAAACAAAUAGAAGUAAGAAAACAAAGGAUUUUGAUCCGUUGCUUGCUUAGGUGCAGGUGACAGUUUGUGACUCGUAUGCCAGAAAGACUACUUCGAGAAUUGGACACAUUUUAUGAUCCAGUGUUCGUUCGUGGGAUGUUGUGAGAUAGUGGUGAAACAACAUGAGCGGUAGGCAGCCUUGCGGCGGGCUGCGCUAGAGAUGCGCUCCAAGCAGCAGCCGCGACCCUCCUAUCGCUGGCUCAGCACCAACGAAAACGAAGAAGCAACAAGUCCAGAAGGCGGCGUGAAGGAGCGUGGGGAGCGGGAGCGGGGCGCGCGGGGUGGUGGGGGGGAGUCGCGCUCCGCGUCCCCCGCGUCCCGCGCCUCCCCGCCGCCCGACGAGCGGGACAUCGAGCACAGUAUACCGGCUACCCUCAUUCAGGACCCCAAUGCUGAGAGAGAGAGUCCAAGAUGUUUGUCACGGGAGUCGUCAGGCGCGCCACGAUGUCCCUCCAACGACUCCGUGUAUUCGGGUCGGAGCGCGCCGAGCCUGCCCCUGCCAGCUGCACUAUCAGCGGCACUGCCGGCCGCCUUGCCCGCAGCGCUCUUGCCCCCCCACUCCGCAGCCGUGGCGGCCUACCUCGGUGCCGCAGCCGCAGCGGCCCAACAAAGGCUCCUCAUGUCCUGCCAAGAAGACAUGACAGACUCUGAACGCGCAGAUGCCGUACUAGACUUCAGCACAAAGCGGAGUGAAUCCCCUAUCGACGAUGACGACGACGACGCUGUCAACCUUACCAAGAACGAAAACGGUCCAUUAGAUUUAUCAGUUGGCACCCGAAAACGUGCUCCAGAAGAUUCUCCAUCACCCGUACCGACGAGAAAAAGUUCUCGAACGUCUGACUUUAAACCGAUUUCUACACCAUGGACGACACCCGUUGCUCCACAUCUACCUUAUUUCGCAGCAGCUGUCGCCGCAGCUAGCUUAUCACCUAAAGGUGGCCUUCCACAUGACUGGAAUGGAAAAUUAAAACAUGGAACACCUACACCGAACGAUGCUACUAAAGCCCUGGAAAAAAUGAGUGAAUUGAGCAGGUUAGGUGGAGAAGAGCUUUUCAGAUCUGUUCAGAGCGCGGCUUUAGGCGCUGGGUUAACCCCUAAUGCUGCGGCUCGCCACUCUGCUUGGCAGUCGCAUUGGUUAAACAAAGGAGCUGAUCAAACAAAAGACGUUUUGAAAUGUGUGUGGUGCAAGAAAAGCUUUAAUUCGCUUGCUGAUUUAACUGUCCAUAUGAAAGAAGCCAAGCAUUGUGGCGUGAACGUGCCAGUGCCUCCAUCGGGCGGUGGACCGAUACCUCCAUCGCUUUUACCGCCAUCUAGUUCGCCUUCAACACCAUCUCAUAAUUCCUCCUCUUCAAGCGGAUCAUCCAAACCGAAUCAUAAUGAUCUUAAUAUGCUCAUUAAGGAAAAUAUGCCAAUACCUAGGAAAUUAGUCCGCGGUCAAGAUGUAUGGCUAGGAAAAGGGGCUGAACAAACUAGACAAAUACUUAAAUGCAUGUGGUGCGCGGAGAGUUUCCGCUCCCUGGCGGAGAUGACAAGCCACAUGCAGCGCACACAGCAUUAUACUAAUAUUAUAUCACAGGAGCAGAUUAUCUCUUGGAAGUCUUCCGAUGAAGCCAAGGGGUCCAACUCCAGCACUCCCGGUACCAACAAUGCAGUUCCUCCGACGACAGGAACGAGUAGUCACGUUAGCGCUGUAUUAACUUGUAAAGUUUGCGACCAAGCGUUUAGUUCCUUAAAAGAAUUAAGUAAUCAUAUGGUUAAGAACUCUCACUAUAAAGAGCAUAUUAUGCGUUCUAUAACUGAGAGCGGUGGUAGGAGACGACAAACGCGAGAAAAGAGAAAGAAGUCCUUACCGGUAAGGAAACUUCUCGAGCUUGAGAGAGCCCAGCACGAGUUUAAAAAUGGGGAGGGCAACGGAGUUCCUAUGGGGAAACCGAUUAGGGAUUUCGGGGCUGGAAGCCGCAUAACAUGUGAGAAAUGUGGUGAUAAAAUUGAGACUGCUGUAUUCGUAGAACAUAUUCGACAAUGCAUAGGCGCACCCAUGUCAAAUAGCCAAAGGAAUUUUCUAAAAAGUGCUCUUCUUUCAAAUAAUAUUAUUCCACCCGAUGUUCCCGGCCACAUCACUCCUACCAGUCGCGAUGGACGUAAGAGUAUCAAUGACGAAGUUCCCUCUCCGGGAUCAACGCACCACCGUUCCCCUUCUUCAGUUAACGAUUCCUCUCCUAGUUCCAAAGAUCACAACCCUAGCAAUGAAAAAAGUUCGUCCCCAUCUGUACUUAAUGCCAUAGAACAAUUAAUAGAAAAGAGUUUCGACACUCGUUCCCGGCAUUCAGUACCCGGUAUGCCCGGUGGGACUUCCCAUGCUCCGAUUGGAUCUAGUAUUUUGAAAAGAUUAGGUAUAGACGAGAGCGUAGACUACACUAAACCUUUGGUAGAUGCACAGACUAUGAGCAUGUUAAGAAAUUAUCACCACCAACAAGGAUAUGGCCGUCGAGAACGUAGUGGUAGCGAAUCCAGUUCCAUGUCCGAAAGGGGUGGUAGUAGGGUAGAAUCUCUUACUCCCGAUAGAAAGUUGGAUUCUUAUCAUAUGACUCCGCGUACCACCCCGGACACCCGCGGCUCUCAAACUCCUGCGUCAGAAGAUCGCCCCGCAGAGGUUAGGAUAAAGAAAGAGAUCACGGACGAAGAAGAUCGCGAUACAUGUGUAGAUCUGAGUAGUCAGCCAGUUAGGGUUAAAACUGAAGUAGAUGAUGAUGAGGAACACGCGAGACCGAAUAGUGCGGGUGAAGAAGACAAGCCAACCGUUCCUAAACGGGAAAGCGAGGGUCCGAGCCCAGUCCCAAGUCCGCGUAGCCCGGCUAGCGAUCGUUCCGCACCCACUCCUGGUGCUGAUAGGAAGCCGGCUUCCAGUUUAGGAGCUCUGUCAUCCAUGUUCGAUAGCCUCGCUGGUGGUGGAUCUUCCAAUGAGCCUAGUUCUUCCCGACGUGGUGGCAGUCAUCCUCUGGCUGCCUUGCAGAAACUUUGCGACAAAACUGAGACUAAUUCGUCUCGCGCACCGCCCCCUGCACCGUCCCCUGCAGGUCCACCGAGCAUUUUAACUUUCAGUUGGGCUUGCAACGACGCUGUGGUCACAGAUUCGAUCAUGAAAUGUGCUUUAUGCGAUACUCCAUUUAUAUCGAAGGGUGCGUAUCGGCAUCAUCUUUCCAAGAUGCAUUUCGUUAAGGACGGUGCUCUACCAGAGCCUGUCCCGGUCAAGGCCCCGCCGCCUGCAGCGUCUCCGGGUGCGCAUAAAAGCAGCGGGUCCAACGCUGCUUCGCCGCAAGACCCACGGAGUCCUUCACAAUCCUUCGACGAAAGUCCUCACUCCAAGUUCCUCAAGUACACGGAGCUGGCGAAGCAGCUGUCCAGCAAGUACGUGUAAGGCGAGGGCGGCCGCCAUCAGUUGUGAUGAUACCAUAUCCUGCUACGUCGACCCUGUCCAGGGUCGUUAGGUCGCGACGCGACGUUAAGUAUUUCGAAACUCUUUGCCAAUUUAAUUAUUUAGGUAAUCGUUAGAGUUCACCGCAUAGUUCGGUUAGUGUAAUUAACGACUAGCGACAUAAGUAUACGCCAAACGUCUUACGUUCGUUUAGGAUAAGAGAAUAUUUUCAAAAUAUUGCCUUUAGGAGAGGACGGAGUCGCGCGGCGUCGGCUGCGGCCGCGGCUAUCUUCCACACUACGUUGAUUCCAUUUCGAUAUUUGUAAAUAUUAUAAGUCGCAUUAAGUCUUAAAAGUUCGAUUCGAUCUCUUGUAAAUGUAUAUUUUUUGCUAAUAAUCCAAAACGAGACAAAUCGUUUGUAAUCUUGGCUGCGCACGCGAUCGGCUCGCACGACGUAUCGGCGCCGUCGUGUCGUAUCGUGUAAGUCUGUCAGUAUUUAAUGAAAAUUCGUUGCAAUAUUAUCAUUUUUGUGUUACUUAAUUUUUUAUGUAAAUCAGAGUUAGGGUUAGCAUGGUUCUUAGUUUAUUUUAUGUAUAUUUUGAAGCAUCUGUUCGUCAGGCGUUGAGAUCCGUCGAUGCCCGCAAUCUCGGAGAUCAAAUCUCAAGCAGUUCGUGUACAUAUACUACAUACGGCGCAGUGUCAUAGCAUGCAAUAUUACAAUCUCCUUAGUGUAAAUUUUGAUCUAGAACGCUCUCCUCGUGAGGUUGCUAUUUAUUAUUUAGUGUUAAGUGUAAGCUAAGCGACUCUCCUGUGAAAACAUGUAUACCAUUGUACCAGCGCAUUCAUCGGUUGUCCAAAUCAACCUAUUGUAUUUAUAAAGUGAUAAAUUAUACAAUUAUUUCUUUAAAAGGACGACUACAUUCGUAUACGUUUAGGACACUGUAUAACGUGGUUUCUUCCAGUUGUAACAACAGAUAUACGAUGAUGUAUAUACGGUAAUUGUGAGUGGAAAAGCUCUUUUAUAUAUUAAAAAAAUAUUGUAAACUGUAUAAUUGUAAGUUUCAAACGAUAUCAGUGUAUAAUGACACAAUGGGAUUUCAACUCUCGGAGCAUGACUGUAGAUUGAUUUUUGAUGCAGUUUAAAGUAAAAUAGGAAAUUAUUUGCUUACUUUUAAUCAUUCGAUAUAGUCGUUAUUAAAGUUCAUGUAUACUACAGUCAUGUUCCGAAGAUUACCACUCCUGUAGAGCCUGUUUCACAAAGUAUUUACACAUUUCAUACACAUUUAGUUCACUUAUCACAAUCGUGAUUGCAUAAACCAAUAUAAAAAAGAGACAGAAAAUGAAUGAUUAAAAAAAUACUUUUGCCUAAUAUGUCUAUCUUCAAAAGUUUCGUUGUUAAUGCCGAUUUUAGAAUUGUAUAGACUAGAAUUUAUUUGAGAAGGAAUUUGCUGCGCAUUAAACUUAAUUGUUUCAGAUAUUGCUAAUGCUUCAGUUCACAAAUCACUAAACUAAAUUGCACAGGUCUAAAAAUUGUGUUUUAAAUAUUUUAAAGGAGUAUUUUUGAACAAGAUGGCUCUAUUAUAUUUUACGAUCUGUUAAUUUAAUUUAGCAUAGAGAUUUGUAUACAAAUGCUUUUGGUUUAGCAGUAUUUCCUUUGAUAAAAUCUUAGUAAAUAUUAACAGUAUCAUGUGUUGAUAUCAUAUUCAUUAAAUAAGUCAUUUUUGUCACUAAAAAAUUUGUAAAGACUUUGUGAAACGCGCUCCGAAUACUGAAAAUUUUAACGAAAAUCGUAAAGUAUCAUUUUAACGAUAAUAAUUGAAAACAUACGACAAAUACUAUUAUGUAUACGCUAGCUCUGAUGAGAGAAUUUUGCUCAUUCUUUAAAAAUGAAAAAUGGUGUUGAAUAUUGAUUUUACCAAAUUUAAUAAUCUUAUUUAAUAUUUUAUGUUGUAUUUCAAAAUGCAAUUAAAAGCUCAAAGAAAUAUAUAUGUUAAAUACUA
This is a messenger RNA of Maniola jurtina (meadow brown), 5767 nucleotides long. RefSeq names its product protein tiptop-like. Gene Ontology annotation, molecular function: DNA binding; DNA-binding transcription factor activity, RNA polymerase II-specific. The record is from RefSeq and is a predicted model, not a curated record. Gene Ontology annotation, biological process: regulation of transcription by RNA polymerase II. Lineage: Eukaryota; Metazoa; Arthropoda; Insecta; Lepidoptera; Nymphalidae. Gene Ontology annotation, cellular component: nucleus. The coding region runs from base 513 to 3770 and encodes 1085 amino acids. The transcript is spliced from 5 exons.